Lolium rigidum is the source of this 1882-nucleotide messenger RNA. RefSeq names its product WAT1-related protein At3g45870-like. Gene Ontology annotation, cellular component: plasma membrane. NCBI's taxonomy places the organism in Eukaryota, Viridiplantae, Streptophyta, Magnoliopsida, Poales, Poaceae. The transcript is spliced from 8 exons. The record is from RefSeq and is a predicted model, not a curated record. Bases 63 to 1280 code for a protein of 405 amino acids. Gene Ontology annotation, molecular function: transmembrane transporter activity.
UACUGGAGAUUUUCUUUCGUCUCUCUCUCUGCUCCUAAGUGGCUGUAGCAGCCAGCGUAGCGAUGGGGGAGACGACGAUGCUGCAGCGGUGGUCGUCGUCGGUGUGGGGCGGCAUGAGCGGCAGCGGGCGGAUGCGGCUGUGGGAGAACAAGGCGUGGCUGGCGCACGCCGGCAUGGCCUUCGUCCAGAUCGCCUACGGCGGCUACCACGUCCUCACCAAGUCCGUCCUCAACGUCGGCAUGAACCAGAUCGUAUUCUGCGUCUACCGGGACCUCGUCGCGCUCGCCAUACUCGCCCCAGUCGCCUUCUUCAAAGAGAGGCGGGUGCGGCGACCGGUGACCCCGCAGCUCCUCGGGUCCUUCGCGCUUCUUGGCUUCACCGGGAUCUUCGGGAACCAGCUCCUGUUCCUGCUCGGCCUCAGCUUCACCAACGCCUCCUACGCAGCGGCUUUCCAGCCCGCCAUACCAGUCUUCACCUUUCUCUUGGCUGCAAUUGUUGGUGUUGAGGUGUUCAACGUCUUCUCCAAGGACGGCAUGGUCAAGGUUCUUGGCAUAGCCGUGUGCGUCUCUGGCGCCGUCCUCAUGGUCUUCUACCAAGGCCCCUCCUUGAUCGGCCUUGCGGGCACCAAUGCCGCGGGCGGCAACGCCCUGGGCGCCACAUCAUGGAGCAGCACCAGCUACCCUGCUCAGUGGAUCACACCAGCCAUGCUCAGUUUCGGUUUAGGAACCUGGAACAUUGGUGUCCUGUGCCUCAUCGGCAACUGCUUCCUGAUGGGGGCUUAUCUUGUCAUCCAGGCCCCGGUGCUCGUAAAAUAUCCGGCGAGCUUAUCCUUGACAGCCUACUCCUACUCAUUUGCCACCAUCUUCAUGGUGUUGACUGGGGUGUUUGCAACAAAUGGGCUCCACGAGUGGGCACUGACAGGGACAGAGAUAAUAGCCAUUCUAUAUGCUGGAAUUAUCGCAUCUUGUAUCAACUAUGCAAUCAUGACCUGGGCAAACAAGAUCCUUGGACCUUCCCUGGUUGCCCUCUACAAUCCGCUCCAACCAGCAUGUUCAACCAUCCUCUCUACUAUCUUCCUUGGAACCCCAAUUUAUCUCGGAAGUGUCAUUGGAGGCGUCUUCAUCAUUGCUGGUCUAUACAUUGUUACGUGGAUUCGUUACAAGGAAGCUCAAAGACUACUAAUGGGUAGCAGUUAUCUGACUCCUCUUCUAUUAGAGGCAGAUGGUGCACCGGAUCACAAGUCAGCAGAAAGUUCCCUCAAUGGCUCCAUUGACCCCUAGGGCAUGGAGAAGAGUCGCACUAGCAUCACCAGAAUUGCUUCAUAUAUUGGUUUCAGAUAUUCUUGUUAGAAAGCAUGUAUUUACCAUUGCUAUCAUUGGAUUAAGUUCGAUUGUAAGGAAGAUGUGUUGGAGCUGAAGUGGAUAGCAGUCAUCAUUUUCUUAGCAAAGCUACUGGCUUACAAUGUGGGGUGAUCGUUCAGCUUCAAGAGUUGUCUUCACUGGUUCAGGGCUAGCAGCGGGAGGAACAACUUCAGUUAUCAAAGCAGUUUCUUUUUUAGGCCUUGGAACUGACGCUGCAAUAGCUACUUCUAUACCAUCAAGACAACUGUUCUCCUGUGAUGAUUUCCAGCUUCGGGCUUUACAUUAGUUGAAGAAAUCAAACUAUCACUCCAAAUUCCAGUGUUCUUGCCACAGGCAAUAGGUUUUCUGGGGUGUUACUACGGCUCUAUUCUUGUAUUUGUCUUUCUACUUCCUAUGUUGCGUCCCUCUAGGGUGUCAAUUUGUCACACGGUUACAAUACUGUAUCAUUUUUUGGGAUUACUUAGCGUGGCAUUACAAAGGCGCUAGAUAUAUUUUAUAAAGGGAAUUUAUUGUCUGUGUAA